Molecule: messenger RNA, 1914 nt
Organism: Cyphellophora attinorum
Lineage: Eukaryota; Fungi; Ascomycota; Eurotiomycetes; Chaetothyriales; Cyphellophoraceae
Exons: 2
Coding region: 1-1914 (637 amino acids)
Source: RefSeq, a predicted model, not a curated record
AUGGGGUUUCCUUAUUUGCGCCUGAAGUCUGACGAGAUCAGACUCUUGAAACCCCUCACGAGACCACCAGAGCCAUUGUCGUUCGAGAUCGUCCACGUUCCACUGCCCUCGAGACCGCACUAUGUUGCAUUGUCGUAUACAUGGGGCCCACCAGACAAUAGACACCAGAUCUCGCUCAAUGGCCGAAGAUUCUCGAUUCGGACGAAUCUCAACGAUGCGCUCCAGCAGAUCCAAAGCUCGAAGCUAGUGAGCGACUACCUAUGGGUCGAUGCCAUAUGUAUCAAUCAGGGCGAGGAUUCAGAUGCCUCGAGGGAAAGGAGCUUCCAGAUCACUCGGAUGAAGCAACUUUACGAGCAAGCUGCCAAAGUCCUGGUCUGGCUGGGAAACGCGAUUAACGAAUCCAACAAUCGUCUGGCCUUUGAGACGUUGAGCUACUUUCGAAAAUUGCGUCUCGCUGAUAUGAAGAAAGCCUCCCCUUAUCGUCCGUGGUGGUGGCCUCGCAAGUAUCGAACCAAUGGCCAAUAUAUUGCGCACUUCGUGCAGACCGUCACGACUAAGAGCGACAGGAGGAUCUUUGACGUCCCUGGCUCUCGAACACACAGUGCUUGGCUCGGGAUCGUGGCUCUGUGGAAAAGCUCGUGGUGGACACGGACAUGGGUCUUUCAGGAAGCCACCGUUCCGGAGCCCUGGGUCGCGAUUGCAAUCAGGCCCGGGCCCGCGUUCAUGCCCCCCUGCAAAGUGAAAUUCCUGUGUAGUGACCAGCAGACCGACUGGUUGGAACUCACUACCGCUUAUAUAAUUGCUGCGGGCAUCUCAUCGACUCCGGGGAUGGAAGCAGGUUUUCUCACCGGAGCCGCAGAGGAGGCUUUAAAGCUUAUGAUCUUCAGAGAAUUGCGAAUUCAGGAAGCCACAGGUUCUUUCUUGGAGGUUCUGGACAUGCUCCGACACAGCGACUGCGCCGAUGCAAGAGACAAAGUGUAUGCUCCCAUGUACCUGGCACCGGAUGAUGUGCGCGGCUACAUCCGACCUGACUACGAGGGCCAGACGGUACUUGACGUGUAUCUUAGUGUCGUUCGGUAUUGCGGCGGCUCAGAUUGUGAAAACGCCUCAGGCGUCGAGUCCAUUCUGCCAUCCUGGGUGCCGAACUUCUCCAGCAGCACCAAGCAAAAUCCCAUUCCCAAGUACCUGUGGGCUCCUGAAAAUGUACCUGAAAGAGCCGUAGCUUUUCUUGAUCGCCGAGGUCUGCCAAACUACAAGCUCUCUCACCUGCCGUCCUUUUGUGCUCUUGACGCGGAGCUACCAGCAUCUAAGAAGCCUCAAAUUCGAGGCAACGACACCCUUCUCGUCAGCGGAGUAUACGUCGAUGUACUCAAAGAUAUUAUACCAGACUCCAGACCAGAUCUCGAGGCCGCUAAGGCGGUCGCCCGAGUCAAGGGACGCGAGUGGGCGAUGGGGAUGCACAAUCAGUACGCGACAACCGGCGAAACCUACCUCGACGCCCUCAAAAGGACACUCGCGCUGGACAUCGUCUACGAUGACAACGGCCGACCGUCAGAACGGGGCGGUAAAGUGGAGAAUGAAUUUUUGCAAAGACCGCGUGCUGAGCUGUCGAUGACCGAGUACCGCUACCAGCUCAAUAUGAAGGCCGCACGUGCCAAAGCAUUCGCUCAACGAGACCUCGGACUCAGCAAGGACAACUAUUUACUCGUAAUUCCCAACACUGCCUCGGUCGGCGACGCAAUCUGGGCCUUGAGUGGCGGGAGGGUACUGUACUGUUUGCGACCAGUCGACGGCGGAGAAGUGCAUCAGUACAGAAUCAUUGGCGAAUGCUACGCUCACGGACUGAUGGACGGAGAGAUCUCGAGACGUGUGCGCAUGGGAGAAGCCCAUUUUCGGGAUCUUUGCAUCGUCUGA